GGUGGGUAUGUGUCGUGGACUGGUACGUCAUUAGCCGGAAGGGUGUCGUGGACCUGUAGAGAGCUCCAUCUAGCAGCGUCAGUACUUCACCUGCCAGGAGGACCGACAACAGGCGAGAGCCGGGCAGUGCAAUGAAGAUCUGUUAUAUUUUGCUGUUUCCUAUCCUGGGACUCAGUUUUGCUGUCCCAAUUGAAAGAGCACCACCAAAACAAGAGGAGGAGCGCCCUGCCGAAUCCGCAGACACUGGCCUGUACUACGAUCGCUAUCUGCGAGAGGUAAUUGACGUGCUGGAAACAGACAAUCAUUUCCGCGAGAAACUUCAAACUGCCAAUGCAGAUGACAUCAAGAGUGGGAAACUCAGCAAAGAGCUGGACUUUGUAAGUCACCAUGUGAGGACCAGACUGGAUGAGCUCAAACGACAGGAAGUGUCAAGGCUCCGCAUGCUAAUUAAAGCCAAGAUGGAUGCCACCAUGGAGGAAAAUGUUCAGAUUGAUCACCUUGCUUUAUUGAAGCAGUUUGAGCACUUGGACCCCCAGAACCAACACACGUUUGAGGCCCGGGAUUUGGAAUUAUUGAUCCAGGCUGCCACAAAGGAUCUAGAAAACUAUGACGCUGCUCGACAUGAAGAGUUCAAACGCUAUGAGAUGAUGAAGGAACAUGAGAGAAGGGAAUAUCUCAAGUCACUGGAUGAGGACAAAAGAAAAAUGGAAGAGGCUCACUAUGAAGAGCUGAAGAAAAAGCACAGGGAGCAUCCCAAAGUAAACGUACCUGGGAGCAAGGAUCAACUGAAAGAGGUCUGGGAGGAGACUGAUGGCCUGGAUCCUAAUGAUUUCAACCCCAAAACCUUCUUCAAUUUACAUGAUACCAAUGGGGAUGGAGUUCUGGAUGAACAAGAACUGGAGGCCCUCUUUACAAAGGAGCUGGAGAAGGUCUAUGAUCCAAAGAAUGAGGAAGAUGAUAUGGUGGAGAUGGAAGAGGAGAGGCUACGUAUGCGAGAGCACGUCAUGAAAAACGUGGAUGCAAAUCAUGAUCGCUUGGUAACACUGGAAGAGUUCCUGAAAUCUACAGAGAAUAAGGAUUUCAAUAACCCUGAUGGCUGGCAGACAGUGGAGGAAACCCAGAUUUACAGUGAAGAGGAAUUGCGACGAUUUGAGCAGGAGUUGGUUGCUCAGGAAAGUGCUUUAAACCAAAGAGCAGAAGAACUACGCAAAGAACAUGAGGUUCUUCAACAGAGAAAGAUCGAACUGGAUGCCCAGAAAAAGGAAUAUCAACAGGCGGUCAUUCAGAUGGAACAACAUAAGGCUCAGCAAACUGGAGCAGCUGCAGCCCCAGAUGUUGGCCCCAAUGGGGAGCUCAAGUUUCAGGCACAAGUACCAGACGCAGCAGCUGAAAAGGACAAAAUUGGAAAUAAUUCCUUCCAGUGUGUGAAAAAAGGAGAUGGGAAUCUGGACCGGGGUAUUACGGAAACAGUAAAGAAACUUCGGGAGGAACACCAUUUUCAGAAUCGGGCACGAUCCGAGUUCACCACCACACCCAGGUAUCGAAAUUCAGAAACCUGCGUGAGGGGCAAGCCCGGGUCAAUCCGAAGGGGGGACGAGCCCAGCGGGAACAGCAAGGAUUUCCCCCAGUUCACCCGGAGCCCUGAGAAGGAACCAAAGGUGUCUAUUAUGCUUAAAGCCGCUGUCAGGGAAGGCCCUACAUCCCCCAG
Nanorana parkeri is the source of this 1708-nucleotide messenger RNA. RefSeq names its product nucleobindin-2-like. NCBI's taxonomy places the organism in Eukaryota, Metazoa, Chordata, Amphibia, Anura, Dicroglossidae. Gene Ontology annotation, molecular function: calcium ion binding. The transcript has 14 exons. The record is from RefSeq and is a predicted model, not a curated record. The annotation marks the transcript as partial. Gene Ontology annotation, cellular component: endoplasmic reticulum-Golgi intermediate compartment; extracellular exosome.